Molecule: messenger RNA, 315 nt
Organism: Brugia pahangi
Lineage: Eukaryota; Metazoa; Nematoda; Chromadorea; Rhabditida; Onchocercidae
Source: the annotation of a GenBank genome assembly
AUGGCUCUUUCAUUGGCUUCUAGCUUAAUCCGUUGUGGUAAAUUUGAUGCUGCUAAUGUUGCUUGUAGCUAUGUUUCCUGGUGUCAGUCUAAACCACCGGAUAUCGGAAAUGCUACUCGAAAUGCACUAACUAUUGGUAAACAAUUGUCACCUAAUUGGCAUCACGAAUUGAAUGAUAUCGAGAAAGAAGAAAUACAUCAAGAAGUAUUAAAUAAUGUGAGGAAUUAUAAUGUUGGCAGUUUAAGUAAUGGAUGUCUCAUGCGAAUAUCAUCUUUAGCUAUUUAUUCCAUUAAUGUUUUAUCCAUGCAGCGGUGA